AUGGCGGCGCAAUCCACGUUGCGCCACUCGGCGUCCCAAGAUAUCCUGGCGGCCUUCAUCGAAAAGUACAAGAAGUUAUUCCAGGAUCGGAUUCGACGGACCUCCCGGCGCACGCGAAUCCUUGCGACUAUCGCUCUUGCUACCACCAUCAUUCUCGGUGCCGAGGGUGGCCGGCGUUGGUGGAAGAAGCGCCAUGCUGAAAAAGAACAAGGCAAGAAAUUGGUGCGCACAAACUCCUGGCUCUUCAACAAGGAUGGAUCGAGAACGAUAUACGUCCCAUACAAGGACAGCACUUCCAAGAUCGUCAUUCGUAGGACGAAACCGACGACUUAUGAAGCGCAUAGACGCUUGUUCUUGAAUCCUCCCAAGGUGUCCGGUCUUGGUGAUGGUACCGUGCCGUCAGCACAGACAAAGCCGGGUCUCAACCUUGCCUUCUUGCACCAGUUCCUCAGUUUGAUGAGCAUCAUGAUACCCCGUUGGUCCAGCAAGGAAGCCGGAUUACUUGUCAGUCACGGCAUGUUUUUGAUGCUUCGAACAUAUCUAUCCCUCGUGGUGGCCCGGCUUGAUGGUGAGAUUGUGCGCGAUCUCGUGGCCGGUAAUGGCAAGCAAUUUCUUUUGGGUAUCGCCAAGUGGUGUGGCCUGGGAGGUUUUGCUGCGUAUACCAACUCCAUGAUCAAGUAUCUAGAGUCCAAAGUAUCAAUCGCAUUCCGAACACGACUGACAAGAUACAUUCAUGAUUUGUACUUGGAUGAAAAUCAGAAUUACUACAAACUCUCUAACCUCGAUGGAGGGAUUGGCCAAGGUGCAGAUCAAUUCAUCACGCAGGAUUUGACGCUGUUUUGCGCGUCGGCGGCAAAUCUCUAUUCCUCUCUCGGAAAACCUUUUGUCGAUAUUUGCGUUUUCAAUUACCAGCUCUACCAAUCCCUUGGCCCUCUCGCCUUGACAGGCUUGCUCAGCAAUUAUUUCCUGACCGCAAGCAUUCUGCGCAGACUAUCGCCACCGUUCGGAAAGCUCAAGGCCGUAGAAGGACGCAAGGAGGGUGACUUUCGAGCUCUACAUGCCCGUUUGAUUGCAAACGCUGAAGAAGUCGCUUUCUAUGGCGGUGCCGAUAUGGAGAAGACGUUCCUUAACAGAGAAUUCAAGUCGCUCAAGAAUUGGAUGGAGGGCAUUUACAUGCUCAAGAUCCGCUACAAUAUCCUGGAGGACUUCAUUCUGAAAUACAGCUGGAGCGCUUACGGGUAUCUACUGUCCUCACUUCCAGUUUUCCUGCCUGCUUGGGGCGGUUCGGGUGGUGCCAUGGAAAUCUCCAACAGCUCACAGAAGGGCAGCCGCGAACGCGGUCGUAUGAAGGACUUCAUCACCAACAAGCGUCUCAUGCUGUCGCUCGCUGAUGCUGGAGGAAGGAUGAUGUACUCCAUCAAGGAUUUGGCAGAACUUGCUGGUUAUACCAGCCGCGUUUACACCUUGAUAUCGACACUUCAUCGUGUUCAUGCCAACGCCUACUUUGCCCGGCCUAGCGGCAAUGAGCUAUACUCACUGUCUGACGUUCAAGGCACGGUACAAAAAGGUUUCGACGGCAUCAGACUUGAGAAUGUGCCGAUUGUCGCGCCUGGUCUGUGGCCGCAAGGUGGAGACGAGUUGAUGGAGUCUUUGAGCAUGAUUGUGCGGAGAGGGGAGCAUCUGCUCAUUUCCGGCCCGAAUGGUGUCGGUAAGAGUGCAAUUGCCAGAGUCCUUGCUGGCCUAUGGCCCGUCUAUCGAGGACUUGUGAGCAAGCCAAAGACUGUAGGCGAGGACGGAAUAAUGUUCUUGCCGCAGCGACCGUAUCUCAGCAUCGGUACACUCCGAGACCAGGUCAUUUAUCCCGAUGGAGAGCUUGAUAUGCGCCUCAAGAGAAAGUCAGAGCGGGACUUGCAAGCUGCUCUCGACGCUGCACGACUGGGAUAUCUUCCCGACCGUGAGGGUGGCUGGGACACUCGCAAAGAGUGGAAGGACGUCUUUAGUGGUGGAGAGAAACAGAGAAUCGGGUUUGCGCGUCUGUUCUAUCACGAGCCCCAGUAUGCAAUUCUCGACGAAGGGACAAGUGCGGUCUCGAGUGAUGUUGAGGGCCUGCUCUAUGAAACUUGCAAAGAGAAGGGCAUUACUGUGAUCACGGUGUCUACUCGCGCAUCUCUGAAGAAGUAUCACACGUUCAACCUCGUCCUGGGCCUCGGUGAGAGGGGUGAUGAGUGGGAGUUUGAACGCAUCGGAACGGAGAGAGAGAAGAUGCAGGUAGAGCGCGAACUUCAGGAUCUGCGUGAAAGAUUGGCGCAAGUGGAACAGUGGAAGCAGCGGCGCGAAGAGAUUGAGAAGGAGCUGGCGCAGGUGUGGACUGAGGGCGGCGAGUCCUUAAGUCCGCCGCCAUAUGUUGCUGAGGAGACUCAGAACGAUGAUUCAGAUGGCGCUGAGUUUGUCGAAGCCGAAAGCGGAUAG
Messenger RNA from Pestalotiopsis fici W106-1, 2469 nucleotides. RefSeq lists its product as uncharacterized. NCBI's taxonomy places the organism in Eukaryota, Fungi, Ascomycota, Sordariomycetes, Amphisphaeriales, Sporocadaceae. The record is from RefSeq and is a predicted model, not a curated record. Bases 1 to 2469 code for a protein of 822 amino acids. Gene Ontology annotation, molecular function: ATP binding; long-chain fatty acid transmembrane transporter activity; ABC-type transporter activity. Gene Ontology annotation, cellular component: peroxisomal membrane. Gene Ontology annotation, biological process: very long-chain fatty acid catabolic process; fatty acid beta-oxidation; peroxisome organization. The transcript has 3 exons.